This is a messenger RNA of Limulus polyphemus (Atlantic horseshoe crab), 2717 nucleotides long. RefSeq names its product sodium- and chloride-dependent GABA transporter 1-like. The transcript is spliced from 10 exons. The record is from RefSeq and is a predicted model, not a curated record. NCBI's taxonomy places the organism in Eukaryota, Metazoa, Arthropoda, Merostomata, Xiphosura, Limulidae. The annotation marks the transcript as partial. Gene Ontology annotation, biological process: sodium ion transmembrane transport. Gene Ontology annotation, cellular component: membrane.
GUAUUGGUUUUGCUUCCAUGACAAUGAUCGGAUUAUGUAACAUCUACUACAUUGUUCUCAUCGCCUACACGCUCUUCUAUCUGAUCAACUCGUUUCAGCGACACCUGCCAUGGGAAAGAUGUGGCAACAUCUGGAACUCGAAAAACUGCUUUGCUGCAGGAGACAACAUAACAAAACUGACAGCCAGGAACCUGACCCUCAAUGAAACAGUCUCUCCUGCCAAGGAAUAUUGGGAUAACCAGGUGUUAGGCUUAACUGCUGGAAUUCACGAUAUAGGCAGUGUAAGAAUGGAAUUGGUUCUGUUGCUGCUGCUGGCUUGGGUUUUAGUCUACAUGGUGAUCUGGAGAGGACUACACCAGAGCGGGAAGAUCAUCUGGUUCACCGCUUUAUUUCCGUACGUCCUUUUGCUGGUCUUGUUUGGUCGUGGAAUAACACUAGAGGGAGCAUCGAAAGGAUUAAUAUAUUACGUCAAACCAGAGUUUGAUAAACUCACCGACCCGCAGGUGUGGGUGAAAGCAGGAACCCAGGUUCUUUUUUCAUAUGGGAUCGGUAUAGGUGCUAAUGUUGCCCUUGGAAGUUAUAACAAGUAUCACCAUAAUUUUCACAGGGACUCACUUAUUGUAUGCUGUAUUAGUAGUGGGACCAGUCUAUUCUCCGGUCUUGUGAUUUUUUCCGUCCUCGGCCACAUGGCGCACGUCCAGCACAAGGACGUCUCAGAGGUGGCCCGAUCUGGCCCUGGACUGGCCUUCUUAGCAUACCCAGAAGUCGUUGUCAGACUUCCACUGGCUCCCUUAUGGGCAGUUCUUUUCUUCCUGAUGUUAAUAGUGUUGGGUACCGAUAGCCAAUUUUGUACAGUGGAGGCCUUUGUCACAGGAGUUGUUGAUGAGUUUCCGAAUGUACUUCGACCACGUCGCAAACUUUUUACUUUUCUUGUUGUUAUUCUCCAGUUUCUUCUAGGAAUUCCUCUUGUUACUCAGGGAGGACAAUACUUGUUCCAGCUAAUGGAUGAUUUUUCAGCAAGUGGUGUCACGUUGUUAACUGUCGUUUUCUUUGAGAUCGUUGGAUUUGCUUGGAUUUACGGUACAAAACAGAUUUGUCUGAACAUACAAGACAUGACUGGGUUUCAUCCAAACUACUAUUUCACCUUAAGUUGGAUGGUGGCGGCACCUGUUGUCAUUGUAGGGAUCUUCUUGUUUUCUGUGUUGAAGUACGAGGGUGUGACCUAUGCUAAUACUUACAAGUAUCCCUGGUGGGGAGAGAUGUUAGGCUGGGGGAUGUCCUUGGCUGCAAUUAUUUGGAUUCCUUGUUACGCCAUCUAUUAUCUCAUGACGACAUCAGGGACCCUAAAAACCCGACUGAAAAAAGGAUUGAGUCCAGUUAUGGUACCAACUUAUGAAAAAGAAGUAAUCUUUACUGAAAAUGGUGAAAACGCCGAGGCCCAUGUUGCUGUUGUUUAUAAGACUAAAGAUGCUAAAGUGUUUAAUGACAUUUAAACACGCUCGAUGGCGCCACCUCUACAUUAGUUGCCGUCAACGAAGCCUAGAUUUCUUGUAUUAUCGUCGUGUGGACAUUUGUACAAAUAUAUAAAAUGUAUAACAAGGGUCAUUUCUAGGAAGAUUCAAUUUUAUAAACUAACAUACGUUAUUUUUAUUGAAUAUUUGUUGGUCUAGGUAGAUUCAGCUAAGUUAUGUUUGCCCAGUUUUUUUUUUGAUGAAUAUUUUACUGAUUUGCUAUUGUAAACUUGAUGAAUUAAGGGGUCAAUUUUAUCUUUAGUAUUUCUUUAAAAAACGAAAUAUUUUAUUCAACUAACGACCUUAAUAGACGUAGUAGAACAUACCUUAUGUGUGUAGCCAUAGCUCGUACAUAGGUAAGAAUAAUAACCAAAUAAUGGAAAUUACUGGAAUCUUGUGAUAACUGUUUUACUUCUAGUGCGUAAGCCUAAUCUACGGCGACGAUCCAUAAUCACCUUCUUACUUAGUCUUUACUCUUUUUUUCUGUGUUUAAUUUAUAUUUUCAAAUAACGCUUGAUUAAGACCGACGGCAUUUUGUUCAUUUUUCAAUGCAAAAUAGAGAACAAAUAAAAAGCAGUUGAAAAACAAAAUAAAACAAAAACUUAUUUGUGAUUAGCAAGCUGUAGUUCUUUUUUUUUUCCUAACAGAACGAAAGAAAGUAAUUAAAACAAAUUAGUAGUUGAUAUCUUGGCUAAAAGUAAAAACGUGAUAUUAUUAAUCAUCACAAUAAUGUGUUAAUGAAAACAGUUAAAGUCCUUACAUUUGAUCUAUUUGCUCAAGCUCAUAGGUAGAUAUCUUUCUUAUGUUACAAAACUUUGGUGUGUUGUUAAGCGCAAUGCUACACAAUGGGUUAUCGAAACUCGUUAUUUAGCCUUGUAAGCGCGCAGACUUAUCACUGAACCACAAAACGAAAGAGACUAAUUAAAAAUAUAUAAAUGAAAUAAAAUAAUUAAGGACGUUAUAAUUUAUCUUUGAUGAAUUUCUUUGAUCUUAAAUCCAUCAUGAAGAAUUAAAGAAUCGAUGUUCGUUACUUUUUAACCUUCACAUUUUUAGACUCAAAUUACUUAAAGUUAAAAGUUUAAUGAAUGAUUAAGCUUCCCAAUACUAUCUCAAGAGGUUCAACCAGCUUAGGAGACUUAGGUUAGUCCUAGAUACAUAUACUACGCUAAAAUAUAGAAUAAUCUUUAUAAUAAACAUAAAAUGAUA